CGUCAGCCCAACGUCCACAAGAACAGAGCGGAACCUUUCCAGCUGCUGGAAGCCAGGGAGGGGGUUUGCACUGCAGACGUCGUCCUGUGGAAAAAACACACAUUUUUCGUUAAAAUAAACCACUAAAUAUCCAAUAGUGACCAAAAUCAAAUGAAUGAAGUGCUUACAAAAGCUGGGUGGUGCACAGUCGCCGUCUCAUCGUUGGUGAAAGCGAUGUGGGGCAGAUCAGCAUCCAGGGCUCCAUCCUCUGCAUCGCUGUGAUAAGCCUCGUCGGUCUCUUCCUGUUCUGGCUGUCCAGGCUGAAGCACCUCUUCAUCAGGUUCUGGACCAUCCUGAUCAAUGUCCUGAAGAGAGAAGAUGCCCUGCCUAAACAGGUACUCCAGACCGAGAAGCUCAUCAGAGCGGACGUCGGCUGGAUGCAGAAAGUUCUGGUCCUCGGGCUCAUCGAAGAACUCCUGACAACGGGUGUUGAGGCGGUUGAUGAGCGGUGCGGAGUAGGUCCUGUGCCGCCGCCCUCUCCCUCCAAACACAGCGUCAGAUCGGCGGUCUGAGUUCCAGCGAGCAAUGCCGCUGAUCAGGUAAACCUGAUAGGGCCUUGCUGCACAGUGUGAACCUGAAUAAUUAAAAGAAAGUCAUUAGAUGUCUGGAACAGUAUAAUGUAUUUGCUACUUCAUAAAUGGACCGCCAAGCACGGGCUGAUACCUGGAAUCAUGAACGGCAGGACUUUGUGGAACCCUUCCAGGCUGUUGCUUCUGCUCAGGCCUUUAUAGUAGGGCAGAUCCACGCCAUUAAUGGUUGUCGUUCGGGCCACCCUGUACAUGUUGACACCCGGCGGAUCCUGGAUGCACUCCAAGUGCCGUUGAUGUGCUGCCCACAUCUCAUCGAUCGCAGCUGUAAACAAUCCAGAGAAGAAUAAAAGGCAUUCGGCUCAUUUUCAAAAGCAACGGUGUCCGUUUUAAUAACAGUCGUGUGAGGUUUUUCAUACCAGGAGACUUGAAGAGGCUGACUCCACUCUCAUCCAGCCCGGCAGGACCCAUCAGUUCCUCGAUAACACGCUGGAUGAGCCUGAAAGUCUCCUGAGCCCCCAGACUGACCCUCCGCACGUGAUGUUUCAUUUGUUCUUUGGAAAUGAAAAUGCGCAGAACGUCCUUAUCCGUCAGUGAGCUCAUUGAUGCGCUGUCUUUGGCUCUGACUGCCCUGAUGAGGAGGUCCAGAUCUGCACGGUUGUAGGCCAGCACUGCACCAGCCAGUGCUGACUUGAACACUGCAUACUUUGAAUGCGACUCUGUGCGUAGAGCUGCAUCAAAGCGGUGGAUCCAGUGAAAGAUGUCCAGACGAACGACCAUCCCACCGUCCACCCAGGGCCAGAACAAGGUCUCGAUUGCCUUCGGACCGUGCUCCCUUCAACAGCCGCGGUCAACGUACAUGAUUUUGGGGACGGGUUGAUUGGCCAGCUGAAACCUCCUAAUCAGGCCACUGCACAUUGGUUCCAGCGCUUCCUUUGACUCCUCACAGGUGAGCACAAAGGUAAGAAUCUGCGAGAGCUCAUUGCCAAUGCUGGUGAACCACUCUGCAGAGCCUUUACCUUCACCUGACAGCUUCUUCACCACCUAAAAAAUUAAUAUACAUGUAUAUUUACAUAUAUAUACAUACCAUAUGCGAAUUCCCCAAAUGUGGGAAUCUCGACUGCAUAAUUUCUGGUAGUGGGGGACUGCGUUCGCGUUCUCCCCUGAUGACUUGUAGAAAAGAAAAAUAAAUUUAAACCUCACUUAUUCUGAGAUCAUUGUAUCAUCAGGUUUAAAAAAACUGUAACGCCUUCUUCCGGCUCUUGGAGAGUACAGACGCUUUUUUUCUCCUCUCUCUCCCUCCUUAUCCCAAGGCUCUUUGUCCUGUCUUGUGUGCACUGCACUUUCUGCAUUUUUUCUGGAAACUGGAAAUUAUUAAAAAUGGACCUGGUCAGUUGGUCUCAACGCGUCUGACAAAAAUUUUUCAACGAUAAGAAUGGGAGAAGGGUCUCCCGGAUGCCCCUCUGGGACAAAGCCAGCUGGGCAUAUCAUGGACUCCUGGAAAAAGUGGAACCUGAUCUGCCUCUUUCAACUGUCGGUAGAGGAUUCUGAAGAUGUUUGGAUAUUCGUUGUUUUGGUGUCGGGAUUCCUGCUGCUUGGCUUGAGCGGUUACCGGUUACCUGGCUUACCAGAAAAUGAACGAGCUUUCGAGGAAUAUUGGCUCAAUCCCGGAGCUCAGGGAUGGAAUGCAUCGUGCUGUGAACGCACAAACUCGUAUAAUUGUCGAGAUGAGUGGUAAGCUUGGAACUUUGGCUGAGAUUCAGGAGAGAAGUAACACGCCACCCUUCAUCAAACUUUUUGACAGGUCUAUUGUUCUUUGACCAUUAUGACCUUUUCCACCAUAAACUUGACAGGUGUAUUGUUUUAUGACCUUUGUGCCCUUUCCCCCAACCCACCUUUCGUCAAACUUGACAGGUGUAUCGUCUGUAGUCCCUUUUGUGAUAUGAUCUUUAACGACCCUAUAUGUCAAGAUGAUAGUUCUGUAAUGGUGCAUGAAAUCCCCUUUUGUGAAGAUGCAUAAUGAUGAUCUGCUUUGAUGUGCACCCUAUAUGUCAAGAAAUGAAUGUUGUGUAAUGACACAUGAAGUCUCCUUUUGUCUGAAUCAUUUUAGUUACGCUUGAUGACUGUUUUGUGUUAACCCCACAGUUCCCACAGCCCUGCAUGCCUUUUGAAAAGCUCGAUCCAUUUCAGCAGACCGUGUCGGUACACACACACACACACACACACACACACACACACACACACAUCAAAUGACAGACAGAAACAAUGGUAAUAGAAUUCUUAGUGAUGUUUUUAAACAUCACCCUUCGUCCAAUCACGUCAUUCCCAUUCAUGAUUUUUUUUAAAAGACGGCAUAAAAUGUAAAGGAAUUUUUUCAGCCAUCAUUCUCAGAAACACAUUGUGAUGUCAGGUGAGUUUUACUCAGACACCACUUUCCAAUGGUUUAUCAAUCUACCGACAUCUAAUCUUUUUUUUUUAGCCGCAAUUGUUUUGUCCUCCGGUGAAAGUGACUGGGAGGAAAUACGUCUUUCUCAAUUACCACGCACGCCACCGCCACCACCCCCCACCAAGCCCCCAAGAUGCGUUCAUUCAGCUGGGCAGAGCUCUAAAUCAACUCAUAGGAGAAGGGCACACAUACGAGCAGGAACGCCCCUCGCAACGAUACGCCGGAAGUCAAGACUUUAUCCUGCCCACGCCUCCACGCGGCUGUGACGAGGGGGUGGCCUUGCAGCCAGACCAGCAUCCGGUGACCGGCAGUCAACACGCUGCGCCGUACUGUCCCGCCGCUGCCGCGCAGAGACCCCAAUUACAUCGGAGGAGGAAUCGCCGGCUCACUCGGCUUCAAAGAACAAAGCGGAUGAAAAUGGCGUAUCUGCUCCUUCAAAUCAGCUACGGACUCAUCAAUAUAGUGGGAGAUGUCCUGUCUUUGUGAGGACGCUACAUUAAUCUGUUUGGAUUAAAAGAGGACCGAGGAUUUAUUUUUUCUUCAUUCAUCAAGUUUUCACGACCCACUCGUUGAAGGUCUUCUUCUCUGCAUCGUCUGGAUUCAAACACUUCCCGGAGUUCGAGUCCGUCGCAGAAAUCGACACCACCAUCGCCGCUUAUUGCAACAAGAACACCAUCAAAGCAACUCAGGAGUGGAUGAAGAAAAUAUUCAAUGACCACAAACUGGAGUUUGGUUUGUUGGCUCAGUAUUGCUUGGUGGACAUGCCCGCCUUCUUUAAACACCUGCUGGUCGAGAUAAAGCAGCACCUCAACCAGAGUGAAGCUGCACACAUUAUUCAGAGGGUCGCUGGCUGUGAGUGGGACCAAAACACAAAGACUUCUUCUGGAUUUCUGAAGUACGGCUACGAUGGAGGAGACUUCCUUAGAUUUAAUCUGGAGACAAAGUCGUGGACGUCUCUGACGCCGAAGGCUGACUUCAUCAAACGGAGUUGGGACGCCGACACCAAAGACCUGGACUUUCAUGUCUACAUGCUGUCUGCUGUGUGUCCUCUGUGGCUCAACAGGACUCUGAGUUUUGGGAACACGACGGUCCUGGAAACACGUACGCCCACAGUCUCCCUCCUCCAGAGGACGCCCUCCUCCCCGGUCCGAUGCCACGCUUCAGGGUUCUACCCCCCCAGCGUCCAGCUGAUCUGGAGAAAAGAUGGAGAGCAGAUUCGUGAGAUUCAUGGAGAGAUCCUCCCAAACGACGAUGAAACCUUCCAGCUGCACGUUGAUCUGGACAUUUCAUCCCUCAGAUAUGAAGACUGGCCCAGAUACGACUGCUCGUUCCAGUUUUCUGGUGCUGAGGAGAAAAUCGUCCUGAGACUGGAUAAAACCGCGAUCCACACCAACUGGAAAAACACGUCUCUGAUGAUCGUCGCCAUCGCUGUAAUCCUGGCUCUGAUUCUCCUCAUCAUCGCUGCUUUAGGAUUCAUCUUUUACAAAAAGAAAACAGAACCACGUCCCUUACCUGGUUAUGAAAACAUUCCUCUGUGAAUGUCAGAAACCAGAUUAACUAAUAAUCCCGAAGACGUCAGCAGCUUCUGCAAUGCAGACAUGCUUGUUUCCUGGUUUCCUGAUGAUGACGGUGUUCAGGAACACAAGCAUCAGGAUAAGGAAGAAGCUUUCUUCUAUUGUGUUUUAAUGUGACGCGGUUUUAUGCUUCAGUGUUUCUGAGAAUCUAAUGAAAUAAAACACUUUUAAACCACAGCUAAAAACUCAUUCAUCACAAAACCUGCUUUGUGUUUUCUCCUAUGGGAGAAAAACUAUAAAUGUAUUUAGUUGAUACUGAAGAGGCCAUUUUCAUUUUAGGUACCUUUAGAUUUUUUUUUUUCUAAUUUUGCUUUCUGUUGUGGCAUAGUCACGUCUAUAGGUUUGUAAUUUCUUAUCAAACAUGUCAGGAACAAAAUAUUCGUUAUUACUUCAAGAUUUUUAAAUGUUCAACUGCAUUUAACACACAUACACACAUAUAUAUACACACACACACACAUUUAUACGCAGACAUUUCUUUUUUAAAAAAGGUACUGAUUUUUUUGUGCUAAACAGAAAAUUAAUUUUAUGCAUUUUGAUUGAACAAUAAAUGUAUAAAAUCCUUAAAUAAAAGAACAUACAACAGAGCUCCUUACCAACUCAUUUAAUGAUCACUGCCUCAAAAUUCUAGAUCAGGUCGCCCCUUACAAAACCAGCCGCAGUUCCAGUGCCUCCAGUUCACCCUGGCUGAACAACCAGAUUCUUGACCUCAGACGCUCCUAUAGAAAAGCCGAACGACGGUGGAAGAGGACAGGUUUGGUUGUUUAUCGCAAAUAUUUUAAAGAACUUCUAGAGUCAUACAACGAAGCUGCAGAAAAUGCCAGGUCUUCUUUCUUCAGCAACCUCAUAUGUCAAAAUAAGAAUAAUCCUAAGGUUUUGUUUGAUACCAUCUCCAGCAUCGUGUCUUCUCCUCCGCAGCAGGCUCAGCUAUCUUCAGCUGAUGACUGUAACACCUUUCUCAGCUUUUUUGCCAACAAGGUGUUGAAUCUGAGAUCCAGUAUUCCACCAGCUACCCCCCACCCCCCAGGAGGGGAGGCUCCCCAGUGCUCCGAGUCUUUCACCUCCUUCUCCCCAAUUACACUAAAUGACUUAGCCUCAAUAAUCAGUCAGAUGAAACUCUCAUCAUGCUCUUCAGAUAUACUCCCUCUGUUUUAGUCGGGUCCCUUGCCUCCAUCAGUCCAUCUCUGUUGACUAUAAUCAACAGCUCACUGAGCCAAGGCUGUGUUCCAUCUCACUUUAAAAAUGCAGUAGUGACUCCUCUCUUAAAGAAACCCAACCUUGACGCCAGCUCCACCAGUAACUUUAGGCCCAUUUCUAAGCUACCUUUCAUCAGCAAAGUACUUGAGAAGGUUGUUGAAACCCAACUCAGAUCCUGGUUUUCCAAGUCAAAGAUCUCUGACCCCUUCCAAUCUGGCUGUCUGAAGCAACACUCAACCGAGACUGCUCUAGUAAGGGUGCAUAAUGACCUCCUGAUGGCUGCUGAUGCUGGGAAAUGCUCUGUCAUGGUCCUGCUUGACCUCAGUGCAGCUUUUGACACUGUAGACCACAACGUUCUACUAAACAGGUUAAAUGCCCUGGCUGGGAUUUCAGGUUCUGUUCUAGACUGGCUCUCUUCCUAUCUCACUAACAGAACAUUCACAGUGAAGUCAGAAACCUUCUCUUCAGACACUGCCUCUCUAACAUGCGGGGUCCCACAAGGUUCAGUUCUAGGGCCUCUACUAUUCGCAUUCUAUAUUCUUCCUCUAGCUGGCAUCAUUCAAUCUUUCCCAGCCAUCUCCUACCACAUCUACGCUGAUGAUAUUCAGCUCUAUAUGUCCUUCAUGCCACACCAGUUGGACAGGCUGGCCACCCUUGUACUCUGCCUGACCCAGAUCAGUAACUGUCUGUCCAGCAACUUUCUUGUCCUCAAUGCUAACAAGACAGAGACCCUGAUCGCUGCACCCCCGGAACUUCAGCCAAAAAUCGAGCAGGUAAUUGCCUCCUUUUGCCCAUCAGCCAAGGCCAACAUUAGAAACCUAGGGGUUAUUUUUGAUCCAGCUUUAAGUUUAGACUCACACGUCAAAACCAUCUCCCGUUCUUGUCUCUUCCAACUGAGAAACAUUUCGAAAGUCCGUAAACUGGUUUCUACUGCAGAUCUGGAAAAAAUCAUCCAUGCCUUUGUGUCAUCACGCUUAGACUACUGCAACGCUCUUUUUACUGGUUUCAGCAAAACCUCCCUCUCACGCCUUCAAGCCAUCCAAAAUGCAGCAGCCAGACUCCUAACCAAAUCCAGCAGACGAGCUCACAUCACCCCAGUUUUACAGUCCCUCCACUGGCUCCCGGUAGAAUUUAGAAUACAGUUUAAAGUUUUAGUCCUGACCUAUAGAGCUCUUAACAACCAGGCUCCAAGCUACCUAUCUGAGCUUUUAUCCCCACACACCACAUCACGGAACCUCCGAUCCACAUCUGAAAACCUCCUGGCUGUUCCUCGAACCAGACUAAAAACCAAAGGGGACAGGGCCUUUCAGUCUAUUGCCCCCAGACUUUGGAACAGUCUGCCUUCAAAUCUCCGUCUCUUGAAAUCUGUAGAGGUCUUCAAAAAACAUCUUAAAACUCACCUAUUCAUCCAGGCUUUCCCACGCUAAAUAUUCUAAAAGAUGGCUUUGUUCUUGUUCACACCUUGACUUUGUUUUUAUUCCUGAUUUUGGUUACUAUUGUUGUCACUGCUAUUGUUUUUAUGAUGUUUUUAUUGGUUUGAGGUAUUUGCCCUGAUUUUAUUCAUGUUGUGCAGCGCUUUGUGAUUUAUAUCUGUAAAAGGCGCUAUAUAAAUAAACUUUACUUACUUACUUACAAAUACACCAAAAAUAACCAGUAAAUAAUUAGCCAAAAAGUGACUCAAUUAAUCUGAUGUCACCUAUAAUCUCCAUUCAGGAUCUAGAUCAUCGUGUUUUUAAAUUGUCUCUGAAGAAAUUUAAUUCUUAAUAAAAGUUGCUUUAAAUUUCCUCAUUUAAACUUUGACACAUUUUGGCUGUGAUUGUGAGACUCACAAGUUAGUUGAGCGACUUGACUUGAAUUAGUGUGACGUUUAUUCCCAGAUAUUUUUUUUAUCGUGUUGAUGUUUUUUCUCCACUUUUAAUCUCGUUACGUCAGCCAUUUUGGGCUACAUGAUUGCAUAUGGCGAACAUACACAACAUAGAUUGCGCAUGCGCACAAUAAAGGACAGCGUUAAUUUCGACGGACCAGACUCUUAUCAGAAGACCGCGACAUUAGUAAGUUUAGAUCUACUUUCUAUUUUAUUUACAGUCUAUGAUUUAGACAUUAGCCAGCAUGUUGACAUGUUGGUACGCCUAGCGUUAACUACUAUUGCUUUUCAAAAUCUUUUUAUGGAGGAGGUAAAAUGGCGCCUGGUGUCCGAGGUUGACUCCUACAGGCCGCUGUUGCAGGUAAGGGACUGUAAUAAUUAUUUAUUGUUUGACGUGCUUUUCUUACUUUUGAAUGACUUAAGCAACUGUAUGAAUCAAUAAAUAAGUGGCUAAUUAAGUUUAAUUAGGUUUACAACCUGAGGGUGCAUUCCAGCUUCGCUUAAUUAGCUAAAGUUUUCAUGGACGGACGGUUAUUUAAUUUAAAGGUGGUUAAAUUGGCAAUAAAAAUAAAUAAAUAGGCGAGGAAUGUUUGAAUGGAGCUAAAGUUAGCUGGAGUGGAAGUGGUGAUGAAUGCAUCGUCAUAAAAAAUAGGACAGUUUUUUUUUCGAUACGGUUCCUUGUAUUUAUUUUAAUAUUUUUAUUUAACCAAACAUAACAUUUUCUUUCCCCCAGCGCGUUUAUACAUGAAGCCCAGUACAGUUUUAUUAAAUUUCAUAGAUUGCGUGAGAAUGGGCAAGGCAGUUUUAUUAAUGUAGCACGUUUCAAACACGGGGCAAUUCAGUGUGCUUAAUAAUAAAGAGUAUAGUUUGCAUAGUAAACGCUUGAAGCUUAUUUUAAAAUAAAUGUGAAGAAAAGUUGUAUUUAUUUAUUAUUUUUGCCGCUUUGGGCUGUUUUGUUUCUUAUUGGACCAAAGUGUGCCACGUGACCCGGAAGCAAAGCCGUGGGUUUUUUUUUUCUCUCAGCUUAACUUUUUAUCCAGUUUACAUCCGCACAGCGUCGUGGCGUGUCUCGAUCGCGUAACGCUGCUACGACGGCGUUAACGUGGUCUCUGGUUUCGUUAUGAGUUUAAAUGUAAUGAUGUAUUUUUAACCGUGAGUCAGAAUGACAAUGAGCGGAACGGCGUCCUGUCCUCAGCCCUUUUGUGGUAUCGCUUCUCGGCCUUUUGGCUAAGAUCAAGUGUAGUAUCUGUUCUUAUCAGUUUAAUAUCUGAUACGUCCCCUAUCCGGGGACCAUAUAUUAAAUUGAUUUUUGGAGCAGGGAGAUGGAAUAGGGGCUUGCUCCGUCCACUCCACGCAUCGACCUGGUAUUGCAGUACCUCCAGGAACGGUGCACC
This is a messenger RNA of Nothobranchius furzeri (turquoise killifish), 9038 nucleotides long. The record is from RefSeq and is a predicted model, not a curated record. NCBI's taxonomy places the organism in Eukaryota, Metazoa, Chordata, Actinopteri, Cyprinodontiformes, Nothobranchiidae.